CUUCAAGAUAAAGGCACACCAUGUUUGUCCUGUAAUUUCAUGCUCUUCUUUCUCAUACUUUUGUUCUUUCAAAAAAAAAAAGAAAAAGAAAAAACCAAUACAAAACAACAAAAGAGAACCCCCUCCAUUAUCAUUAUCUGAUGAAGCUAGAGGAGGCUCUCCUGGAGGAGAGAGCCUACCUGUGAUUUUGUAGAAAAAAAACACUACCAUUCCCUGUCAUUAAACCAAACAAGAGCUCAAAACAUUGAAAACCUAAAGCACCAAUCUUUGUUCUAAGCCAAAAAAAAAAACAACCCCAAGAGAAACAAUCAAAAUCCCAGUCCGGGUUUUCUUUUUGCUCUUGCUUUUGUUUAAAAAAAAAAGAUUUUGGGGUGUGUUUUUUUAUGUAAAAAGAAGAGGUAAUCAAAAACAAAGUCUGGGCUUGUUUUGUUUUUUGUUGAUCUCUUUCUCUGUAUUGUUUUUUAACUUUUUGGGUGUUUUUAAUGUGAAAAAAAUGGCACUUUCCAUGCACAAAGAGUCAUUGAAUAACAAGCAAAUGGAUAGUAGUAAGUAUGUGAGGUAUACACCAGAGCAAGUGGAAGCUUUGGAAAGAGUAUACAAUGAAUGUCCAAAGCCUAGCUCUUUAAGAAGGCAGCAGCUCAUUAGGGAGUGCCCUAUUCUUUCCAACAUUGAACCUAAACAGAUCAAAGUUUGGUUUCAGAACCGAAGAUGUCGAGAAAAGCAGAGGAAGGAAGCUUCCCGUCUCCAGACGGUGAACCGAAAGCUGACUGCCAUGAAUAAGCUGUUGAUGGAAGAGAACGAUCGAUUGCAAAAACAGGUCUCGCAUCUUGUAUACGAGAAUGGAUACAUGAAGCAGCAGCUGCAGACCGCUUCAGUAACGACCACGGACAAUAAUAGCUGUGAGUCCGUGGUCGUGAGUGGUCAGCACCAACAACAGCAAAACCCAACACCUCGGCACCCACAAAGGGAUGCUAACAACCCAGCUGGUUUACUCACAAUUGCUGAGGAGACCCUGGCAGAGUUCCUUUCGAAAGCUACCGGAACUGCUGUCGACUGGGUUCAAAUGAUUGGGAUGAAGCCUGGUCCGGAUUCUAUUGGCAUUGUUGCUGUUUCCCGUAACUGUAGCGGAGUAGCAGCACGUGCUUGUGGUCUUGUGAGUCUCGAGCCCACUAAGGUUGCGGAAAUCCUUAAAGAUCGUCCAUCGUGGUAUCGUGACUGCCGAUGCAUUGAUGUAUUGAGUAUAAUUCCGACAGCGAAUGGUGGAACAAUCGAGCUCAUCUAUAUGCAGACUUAUGCGCCUACAACAUUGGCUGCAGCACGGGACUUUUGGACUCUGAGAUAUACUACGAGCUUAGAAGAUGGCAGUCUCGUGAUAUGCGAGAGGUCCUUAACAUCUUCUACUGGUGGCCCUACCGGGCCUCCUACUACAAGUUUUGUACGAGCCGAAAUGCUUCCCAGUGGAUUUCUAAUUAGACCUUGUGAUGGCGGUGGCUCUAUCAUUCACAUUGUUGAUCAUGUUGAUUUAGAUGUUUGGAGUGUUCCUGAAGUUCUUAGGCCACUUUACGAAUCAUCCAAAAUUCUUGCUCAGAAAAUGACAAUUGCUGCCUUGCGGCAUAUACGGCAAAUUGCUCAAGAGACAAAUGGAGAAAUUCAAUAUGGUGGUGGUCGUCAACCUGCUGUUUUACGGACUUUUAGUCAGAGACUUUGCAGGGGCUUUAAUGAUGCUGUAAAUGGGUUUGUCGAUGAUGGUUGGUCGCUUAUGGGUAGUGACGGUGUCGAAGAUGUGACCAUCAUGAUAAAUUCAUCUCCAGGCAAAUUCUUCGGGUCUCAGUACAACACCUCUAUGGUUCCUUCUUUUGGGGGAGGUGUACUAUGUGCCAAGGCCUCAAUGCUGCUUCAGAGUGUCCCUCCUGCAUUGCUUGUUCGGUUUUUGAGGGAGCAUCGGUCCGAGUGGGCUGAUUAUGGAAUCGACACCUACUCCGCAGCUUGUUUGAAACCUAAUCCUUACACUGUUCCAUGUGCUCGGCCUAGUGGUUUCCCUAGUAGUCAGGUCAUUCUACCUCUUGCGCAUACAGUAGAACAUGAAGAGUUCCUUGAAGUUGUUCGUCUAGAAGGCCAGGCAUUCACGCCUGAAGAUGUAGCUUUGGCACGGGAUAUGUACUUAUUGCAGCUUUGCAGCGGAAUUGAUGAAAAUGCAGUCGGUGCCUGCGCACAGCUUGUUUUUGCACCUAUUGAUGAAUCGUUUGCCGAUAAUGCUCCAUUGCUCCCAUCUGGAUUUCGAGUCAUACCUCUAGAUUCCAAGCCAGUUAUGGAUGGACCAGGAGCAGCUCGAACAUUGGAUUUAGCUUCUACCCUCGAAGUUGGUCCUGGCAGCAAUCGCUCAACUGGUGAUGGUGAGCCGAACAGUUAUAACCUUAGAUCAGUCUUGACCAUUGCAUUCCAAUUCACUUUCGAGAACCACUUGAGGGAUGACGUGGCUUCUAUGGCUCGUCAAUAUGUACGUAGUGUUGUGGGAUCUGUUCAAAGGGUUGCCAUGGCUAUUGCUCCAUCCCGUAUUAGCCCUGGCUUGGGACCAAAAAGCCUCCCUGGUUCUCCUGAGGCUCUUACUUUGGCGCGUUGGAUUUGCCGAAGCUACAGGAUUCAUACCGGUGGAGAACUCCUACGAGCUGAUUCACAAUCCGGUGAUACUUUGCUGAAGCAACUGUGGAACCAUUCAGAUGCGAUAAUGUGUUGUUCAUUGAAAACAAAUGCGUCUCCAGUUUUCACCUUUGCAAACCAGGCCGGGCUUGAUAUGCUAGAAACUACAUUGGUAGCCCUUCAAGACAUAAUGCUGGACAAGAUUCUCGAUGAAGCCGGCCGAAAGAGCCUAUGCGCCGAGUUCUCAAAGAUCAUGCAACAGGGGUUUGCACAUCUACCAGCAGGGAUAUGCGUAUCGAGUAUGGGAAGGCCGGUGUCCUACGAGCAGGCCAUUGUGUGGAAGGUUGUCGAUGAUGACAACGAUGAUGCUGCCAAUCACUGCCUCGGCUUGAUGUUUGUAAACUGGUCUUUUGUGUGAGAUCUUUACUGAUAGAUGUAUCGAAAAAUUAACUCUUAGGUAUCUAUCUAUCUAUCCAUCUAUAUAUAUUAAGUUAUAUAUAUGUUUUUAGUGCUUAAAAAGGAUUAUAUUAUAUAUGUUUAUGAAGUUAUUGGCAGGAUUUAAUGGAUAUUAUCAAGUGUUUUAUGGGAUAUAUAUGGUUAGACAUGGAUGUUGGUUUGCUUA
Molecule: messenger RNA, 3259 nt
Organism: Gossypium raimondii (Peruvian cotton)
Lineage: Eukaryota; Viridiplantae; Streptophyta; Magnoliopsida; Malvales; Malvaceae
Product: homeobox-leucine zipper protein ATHB-14
Exons: 18
Coding region: 494-3055 (853 amino acids)
Molecular function (GO): DNA binding; lipid binding; DNA-binding transcription factor activity
Source: RefSeq, a predicted model, not a curated record